Molecule: messenger RNA, 2191 nt
Organism: Anopheles darlingi
Lineage: Eukaryota; Metazoa; Arthropoda; Insecta; Diptera; Culicidae
Product: kanadaptin
Exons: 3
Coding region: 58-2154 (698 amino acids)
Molecular function (GO): protein binding; mRNA binding
Source: RefSeq, a predicted model, not a curated record
AGGAAAAGCGGACGCCGCCGAACAGGAACGCCGAAUUAUUGGACUGUUGCCGCGAAAAUGACGGAAAAAUCGGAAUUCAAGGUACCGACAAUCGAUCCGAAGGUGUUGGCCAAAGGGCGCAAAUCGGACUUGCCUCCUAGCGCCUCGAAAGUGAACCUACCGAUUCCCAAGCCGGAAGAGCUGGGCAACCCUAGCUCGUUCGAACCGAAUACCGCCGAGAUUCCGCCGAUACCGUACAAGGAACCGAGCUGGUCCGGCAAGUGUGAUCCCGACCGGAACUACUACUUUGAGGUGGAAAAGAAUGGCGUCAUCAUCGAAAAGGUGCGACAACUGCAAGGUAAACCGUUCUGGCUAUUUGGCCGGUUACCCAAUUGUGAUCUCAAUUUGGCGCAUCCAACGAUAUCCCGAUACCACGCGGUACUACAGUACCGACCGGCGCCACGGGAUGCAUCCGAUUCCGAGGAAGACGAGGAGCAGAAUAAUAAAAGACGCGCAACGCACGCUACGGUUGAACCCGGAUGGUAUCUUUACGAUUUGAACAGCACGCACGGAACGUUUGUGAACAAGCAGCAAAUAACGGCGCGCACUUAUGUUCGGUUGCGCGUCGGUUACAUAGUGAAGCUUGGGUCGAGCUCGCGGAACUACAUCCUGCAAGGACCGCCGGAUGAUGAAGAUGAACCGUCGGCCAUGACCAUCACCGAGAUAAAGGAACAAACUGCCAAGAUGCGGAAACUGCGUGACGAGAUGGCCGAAAUCGAACGAACCGAACGGGAACGUAUCGAAAAACUGAAAGAAGAGGAAGGCAUCAGCUGGGGUAUGGCGGAGGAUGCCGAUGAGGAGACGGACCUGACCGAAAAUCCGUACGCUGCCUCCAACAACGAGGAGUUGUUUUUGGAUGAUCCCAAGAAAACAUUACGCGGGUACUUUGAGCGUGAGGGGCACGAACUGGAUUAUCAGGUGGAGGAACUGCCCUCGAGGCUGUACAAAUGUACCGUCGAGCUACCGAUCGACGAUGCCAACGGUCGUCCGAUCGUGGCGACGGCAACGGACAAAAACAAAAAGAAGGAAGCGGUCGUCCAGUGUGCUCUGGAGGCGUGCCGCAUCCUGGAUCGGCAUGGUCUGCUGCGCCAGGCAAACCAUGAACCACGACGUCGAUUCAAAAAACAAUCAGACUCGGAUGAUGAUGACGAGUAUCUUGACCGUACGGGAGCCGUCGAAGAGCGCCGGAAACGGAAGGAAACGAAAAACACGCAGCAAAUUCGUUCCUACGAAGACUUGAUUCGAGAAGAGGCAGAAAUCCUCGAACGCUUGGAAAAGAUCGAGCAGGAGAUUGAAAGAAAGCAGCUCAUUUCAAAGAAAACGCGCUGGCCCGAGAACGAGGAUGAUAUGGACAAUUUUUUAAGCAACCUCAUUCCACCGCACGACAAAUUCAAACUGAAACGGUUACGCUUGGAACAAAAAAGCCUCAAUGUGAAGCAUGCACACGUUAAAAAAUUAAUCGAAAUCGCCAAACCGAUCGAUCUGGAUCGCAUCGUGACGGGUAAGCCCCUGGAAUCGUCCGGUGACGAUGCCCAAGACAAGAAGCGCAAAAUGAUGCUGCCCCUGUUUGGUAAACGGAACAAACUGAGCAACACGUUCGGCAUCCGGGGAUCGAACAUAAAGGCGGAAAAGGAUACGGAUGUGCCAGCUGAAAGUAAAGAUAAAGAAUUAGAGGCAGGGAAAGCGUCCAACAGUACGCCAGGGAACAAUGAUAAGAAAUUUACCUUCAAAACGGUGCAGCAAAGCACUGCACCAGUAUCAGCAGAAAAGAACAAACGUUCCUCCGAGGUAUCGAACCAAUCGUUGGAUGGCCGUAGCGCAAAGAAACGAUCACUAACCGAGGGCACUCAGGCUGGAGGUAGCAGUGUAGUGUCGAAACCGUCCAAGGUGAUGGUGGAAGAAGAGGAAGCAGCUGAAGAAGAUGCGGAGGCUGCUAACACCAGCAGCAGCAGAAAGAAACGUCCACGGCAGCGAACCCGUGGCAAAGCUCGAGACAACGUCGACAUCGACGAUACGGAAGAGUUGGCGAGUGAAGAUAAGAACGUAGAGUGGGUCCCACCUUCGGGACAGACAGGUGACGGUCGAACGUCGUUGAAUGAAAAGUAUGGAUAUUAGUUGUGCAGGGAUUGUGGAACAUAACGUCCAGAAUAAA